AUGAGAUCUCAUCUCGCCAAGCUUCCAAUCCCUUCCAAACCAAUACAACAACAUGACAACUCGGUUGUCGCCAAGUCAACUCAGCCAUCUUGGUCUCCAUCCUCGUCCUCUUCUCUCAACUUCCACUCCAUAAAGAAUCCCACGCAGUCCUAUCCAUCCCUCAAGCGCAGGUUCUCUCUCAUUGCAAACUCCGGCAGCAAAAGUGAUGCUGAGUCUCAACCGGCCAAGAAAUCAACUCGUAGAAGAUCAAAGCGUUGCCGUAAAACAGUCGUACCGCUCGCCAAGUCACCGCUCGAGCCCGAACAAUUGAGUUUUGUUUCUAACACUUUCUUUGAAGAAGAGGGGGCUCUGUGUCUUAUAAUGCUUUCAAGGGAUAAAUGGUCGACAAAAGGGCAAGAAAAAGUUCAAGAAGUAGUCGAAGGAAGCUUAGAUGAUCAUGAAGAUGAAGAUCACAAGGGUACUGAUAAUUACCCGUCAUAUUUGCACGUCACGGCCUCGGGUAAAGUUCAGUUGCGAGACGAGGAUGAAGAUGAGGCACGCGGAUGA
Carya illinoinensis is the source of this 546-nucleotide messenger RNA. Its product is annotated as zinc finger protein ZAT4-like. The record is from RefSeq and is a predicted model, not a curated record. NCBI's taxonomy places the organism in Eukaryota, Viridiplantae, Streptophyta, Magnoliopsida, Fagales, Juglandaceae. Gene Ontology annotation, biological process: regulation of DNA-templated transcription. The coding region runs from base 1 to 546 and encodes 181 amino acids. The transcript has a single exon.